This is a messenger RNA of Cyphellophora attinorum, 1749 nucleotides long. RefSeq names its product Eukaryotic translation initiation factor 3 subunit D. The record is from RefSeq and is a predicted model, not a curated record. Lineage: Eukaryota; Fungi; Ascomycota; Eurotiomycetes; Chaetothyriales; Cyphellophoraceae. Gene Ontology annotation, cellular component: cytoplasm; eukaryotic translation initiation factor 3 complex. Gene Ontology annotation, biological process: translational initiation. The transcript is spliced from 3 exons. Gene Ontology annotation, molecular function: translation initiation factor activity. Bases 1 to 1749 code for a protein of 582 amino acids.
AUGCCUGGCAUCAGUCUCGCCGAGACGAUCGGCAAUCUCAGCGGCAACGAUGAAUGGGGCCCAGAAGUCACAACGUCGACCAUGCUCGACGGCGUGCCAUACGCGGCAUACAGCAAGGGCGACAAGCUAGGCCGCAUGGCUGACUGGACACAAGAGGGCAAGGAAGGACGAGAUCGAGGCGGCAGACAAUUUGGUCGAUUCAGAGACCAACAAGUCUAUGGCGCCGGCACAUCCUCAGUAUUCGCCAUCCAGGUCGCAGAGGACGAGUCAUCCUUCUCUGUCGUCGAUAAUUCCCGAAACACCGCAAAGACCCGUGGCUUCAGCCGAGGCGGCCCUCUCACAUUCCGUGGCCGCGGUCAACGUGGUCAAAAUCAACGCGGAGGCGCCCGUGGCGGCUUCCAGCGCAGCAAUCAAGGCCGUGGAGGUCAAGGACAGAACCAGUAUUACGACAACCGCGGUGGCCGUGGUGGCGGCCGAGGGGGCAGGAGAUUUGGUUGGAGAGACUACGACAAGCCGCAGCGCAACCGCGAUGCCUCCGUCAACAUACGCUCCGACUGGCAAAUGCGAGAAGAGAUCGACUUCUCUCGUCUCAACAAACUAAACCUCGAGACAUCAGAAGGCGAAGACCGCAAACUCCAGGAAACCCUCGACGGCACCGCCUACAACGUCACCACCUCCUCCGACCCAGUCAUCCAAGACCUCGCCGACAAAGACGAAGCCACCAUCUUCGCCACCGCCGACAUCCUCUCCAUGCUCAUGUGCGCCACCCGCUCCGUCUACUCCUGGGACAUCGUCAUCCUCAAGCACAACAACAAGAUCUUCCUCGACAAGCGCGUCAACUCCUCAAUCGACCUCGUCACCGUUAACGAAAACGCCGCCGACGCGCCCCUCGAAGCCGACACCCCACAAACCACUCAACAAAACCAAACGGGUGUCAAAGCCGACAGCAUCAACACCCCCUUCAACCUCGCCCAAGAAGCCCAAUCCAUCAACCACUUCUUCCCCAUGCAAACCGUCCACGCGGACCAAAACCGUAAGCUGGACUUCGACCACGCCAACCCCUUCCACCCAGACGACUCCCCUGAAGCUCUGGCCUCCAAAGCCUACAAAUACCGCCGCUUCGAUCUCAGCCUCGGCUCCGACGACGAACCCCUCCAUCUAAUCGUGCGCACCGAACUCGACGCCGUCGUCAAGAACAACAUCUCCGGCGAAGACCAUUUCCUCACCAUCAAAGCCCUCAACGAGUUCGACCACAAAGCUCAAGGCGCCGGCGGCGCACUCGACUGGCGCACAAAGCUCACGUCCCAACGCGGUGCGGUCGUGGCGACAGAAAUGAAGAAUAACUCGUGCAAGUUGGCGCGCUGGACGACGCAAGCUAUUCUCGCGAAGGCGGAUCAGAUGAAGUUGGGUUUCGUGAGCCGCGCGAAUCCUAAGAGCUCGCAAAGCCACGUCAUCCUGGGCGUUGUUGGAUACAAACCUCGCGAAUUUGCCUCGCAAAUGAACCUCGGACUCAAUAACGGAUGGGGAAUCGUGCGCACGAUUGUGGAUCUGGUGAUGAAGAUGAGCGAUAUGCAGGGUGAAGAUGGGCAGGCGGCGUCGAAGAGUGGUGAUAAGAAGUAUGUUCUGGUCAAGGACCCAAAUAAGAGUGUGAUCCGGUUGUACGAGGUGCCGCUGAAUACAUUUGAGGAGGAUGAUGGGGAGGGGCUGGAUAUGGGGGCGGGUGUGGCAGAGGAGGAUGAUGAGGAAUAG